AUGCCGAGAGCCCCAUAAAAUAUGGAAUUGGCAUUAGAGGGGUCUGCUGUUCAUAGUUCAUUUCUCUGAAUAAUGAAAAUGUCAUUUUUCAGUUUGUGAGGAGCGACCGAUCUGCUUCACCCAGGAGAACAGCCUCCAGUUGUGUAUGUAGUGUCUCAGAUUAACUCUGUCUCUCCAUCCAGGCAUUUGUACGGCCACCAUCACCCUAGAGCCAGGGCACAUACAGGAAGCCAGAGGAACAUACGGUACAUGCAGAAGACACCGUUCUGCCUCAGUGUUGGACACCUUUUCCCCUACUCCAUGUCAGGUUCCAACACAACCGACUUCACCAACCCCUCCACCUUCAUCCUGCUGGGCAUUCCUGGCCUGGAGGCCUCCCACGUCUGGAUCUCCAUCCCCUUCUGCACCAUGUACAUCAUAGCCAUCUUGGGUAACUUCACUAUCCUGUUCACCAUGAAGACAGAGCCAAGUCUCCAUGGGCCCAUGUACUAUUUUGUUUGCAUGCUGGCCGUCACCGACCUGGUUGUAUCUACGUCCAUUGUGCCCAAAAUGCUAGCAAUAUACUGGUUGAAUUCUAGAGAGAUUGAUUUCAGUUCCUGCCUCACCCAGCUGUACUUUUUUCACUGCUUCUCAGGGAUGGAGUCUGGGAUCUACGUGGCCAUGGCUUUUGAUCGCUAUGUGGCCAUCUGCCAUCCCCUGAGGCAUUCCACCAUCCUGACAAACUCCGUGGUGGCCAAGAUUGGCCUGGCCAUGAUGCUGCGCAGUGGAAUGGUCACACUGCCCUAUCCCUUCCUGUUGAGGCAGUGGCCAUAUUGCAGAACCAACAUCAUCCCCCAGCCGUACUGUGCACAUAUAGCCGUGGUGAAGCUGGCCUGUGCCGACACCCGCAUCAGUAGUUACUAUGGCCUUUUUGUGGUAUUCUGUUUGAUUGGUCUGGAUGUGAUUUUUAUUGCCCUGUCCUACACCCAGAUCCUCAGAGCCAUCUUCAGCCUCCCCACAAAGGACACCCGGAUCAAGACUUUUAGGACCUGCAUCUCCCACCUCUGUGCAAUCUUAGCCUUUUACAUCCCAAGUCUCUUCCUCUCCCUCAUGUACCGGUUUGGCCAGAAUGUGCCCCUGCAUUUCCACGUUCUCAUUGCUAACGUUUACCUCUUGAUGCCCCCCAUGCUAAAUCCCAUCAUCUACGGAGUGGGGACCAAACAGAUCCGGGACAGGCUGUUCCGGCUCUUUACUCAUAACAGAACCUAA
Molecule: messenger RNA, 1248 nt
Organism: Chelonia mydas (Green sea turtle)
Lineage: Eukaryota; Metazoa; Chordata; Testudines; Cheloniidae
Product: olfactory receptor 52R1-like
Exons: 1
Coding region: 250-1248 (332 amino acids)
Biological process (GO): G protein-coupled receptor signaling pathway
Cellular component (GO): membrane
Molecular function (GO): G protein-coupled receptor activity; olfactory receptor activity
Source: RefSeq, a predicted model, not a curated record